AUGGAUAAGUCCAGCAAAACACGAGGGAUACACAAUGCUUGCUCAAUUGGAGUCAAGAGAUUUAAGGAUUCCAUUGAAUUUUUAAAUCACGAUUUUACUCCAUCAACAUUAGCUUUGUCGCAGACAAUUUUGGUACCUCACCUAGCCGAUUGGCCUCAAAGAUUCGACGAUAGCUUUAAUUUAAAAAUUAUAUCACAUAGAAAUUCUCUGUUGUUAUAUAUUUCACAAAUAUCACUGCUUAUUGCAUCGACACAACAGGUAAUAUUGCCACUUGACUUCCAAUCUCUGAAAUUUCACAGCUUACAAUCGCAAUACCCAGUUCAGUUGUUAAUUACAUCAUUGGCACUUAUUUUUAAGUUGGGUAUACCUAUUAGGACGUUUUGUAUCGAAUUUGAGCUACAAAAUGGAGAAUCUGAGAAAUUUCAGAAAUUGGUGGAGCUGAGACUAGUGAAACUGAUUAGGGAGGUUGAGAAGGUAUUUAACGUGCCUCCAAUGGUCAUUAAAAUGGGUAAAAGUGAGUUUCAUCCGGUGAAAGUCGUGUCCAUGCCACUCUAUAAAAUAAUCAAUUACCUACGGAAAAACUAUAGGUCCAUAGAUAGCCAAAUUGCGCAAUCGCCUACACUGCUAUUAUAUCGCAGACAACUAUACCAACUUGAGCUCAAAAUGGUUGAACAAUUUCAGGGUGAAAUUGAGAUUUUGGGACUUGAAGACCUCGCUGAUAAUCUCCAAAAUCUUGUGCACAAGUAUCAGCAGCAAUUUAUGUUUGAGGGACUAAAAAUAGCCCCCAAGUACGUGAAUUGUCAGUCCCUGUUACAAGUCGUACAUCAAAAUUUUACCAACAGGCUUAAAUCAGUGGCGGAUGGAAUGUUGGCCUAUGCUGUACUGCAAGGCGGCUACUAUCCUAGACACUCGAUCCUCAAGAGUGGCCUUGGGAAAAUGAUAGAUUUUACCGGUAGAAUCUUCCCCUUCUGGCUAAUCAAGCUUGUUAGGAAAUUAAAAUUGCCAUUAACAGUGACUUUUAACUACUUGAGUCCAGAUGCCUUUGGAGUGUCCAAUUAUUUUCAAAGCUCCUAUAGGAAAGUAACGCCAGAUAGGAUUAAUUACUACACAACAGUGGAUAGCAUUUAA
Messenger RNA from Babesia microti strain RI, 1128 nucleotides. Its product is annotated as conserved Plasmodium protein, unknown function. The transcript is spliced from 3 exons. The coding region runs from base 1 to 1128 and encodes 375 amino acids. NCBI's taxonomy places the organism in Eukaryota, Apicomplexa, Aconoidasida, Piroplasmida, Babesiidae. The record is from RefSeq and is a predicted model, not a curated record.